This is a messenger RNA of Lottia gigantea (owl limpet), 2223 nucleotides long. RefSeq lists its product as hypothetical. Lineage: Eukaryota; Metazoa; Mollusca; Gastropoda; Lottiidae. Bases 1 to 2223 code for a protein of 740 amino acids. Gene Ontology annotation, molecular function: protein binding; chromatin binding. The transcript has 13 exons. The record is from RefSeq and is a predicted model, not a curated record.
AUGUACAACACCAUUAUAAUUCAUUCCUGUAUUUCCCAGAUUGUCUCAACUAAGUUUUAUGUUGUAAUUAUUUCAGGUGAUUUUAUAUUGGAAUAUCUGGGUGAAGUUGUAAGUGAACAAGAAUUUCGAAGGAGAAUGACAGAAGAUUAUUCUAAAGAUUGUCAUCAUUAUUGUUUAAGUUUAGAUUCUGGAAUGGUUAUAGAUGGAUAUCGCAUGGCCAAUAUUGGACGUUUUGUUAAUCAUUCUUGCGAACCAAAUUGUGAAAUGCAAAAAUGGACAGUAAAUGGUUUAUAUCGGAUGGUUUUAUUCGCGUUACGUGAUAUAGAUCCAAUGGAAGAAUUAACGUAUGAUUAUAAUUUUGAUUCUUUCAACAUGGAGACACAGCAAGUAUGUAAAUGUGGAAGUGAAAACUGUCGAGGUGUUAUUGGAGGUAAAACUCAGAAAAAUAAUCAAAUUAAAGAAAAAUUAUCAUCUACACGUCCUGUAGGUCGACCACCUAAAGAUAAACGAAAAUCAAAAUAUAAACUGAAAAAAUUUAAAGAUAAAGUAAAACCUACUAGUGCUAAUAAUAAACUUUUAAAUCAUUCUGUGAUAAAACCCAUGUCAAAUCGUGAACGGACAUAUUGUAUUAAACAUGGCGUGUUUCUUAUACGUAAUGUAGAACGUACAAAACAUAAACAGUUAAAACAAGAUGGUGUAGAGGUAAAAGAAACGUGUAAUAUCUCUACUACUGUUAAUAAUACAGAUAAUAAUAAUAUUACUACUGUGAUAAAACCAGGUUAUCAGUUAACUCAGAGAGAAGAUAGAUCAGUAAAAACACGGCUAGUAUCGAGAGUAGAAGAUAAUCCUGAACUUCAGAAACGAUGUCAAUUAAUAAAAUUAUUUAAUAAAGUUUAUGAUACAGUUGCUAAUUAUAAAGAUGAAGAUGAUAAUAUUCUAGCCACACCCCUGAUGAAUUUACCAAAUAAAAAGAAAUGUCCUGAUUAUUAUAAAAUAAUAGAUGAACCAGUAGAUUUAACCACGAUACGAAAUCAGAUACAGACUGGAGAAUACGAGACGUUAGAUAGUUUAGAUAAAGAUGUUUUACAAUUAUUUAGAAACGUAGAGAGAUAUUGUGGUCGGAAAUCUGAUAUGGGUAGAUUGGUAUUAAAACUACGUAAAGUUUAUUGUUCAGCCAAGAAUGAAGUUAUUCCAUUAAUAGAUGAUAUUUUAUCUGAUGGACAGAUUGUUUCUAACACCCCUCCUAUAGCUCCUCCAGAAAUAGAUACAGAGAGUAUAGAAAACAGGGCUAUUAGAGAUCCUCCAGAUGAAGAAGAAGAGAUUAUCCGAUGUUUAUGUAAUGUUUUCAGAGAUGAAGGUUUGAUGAUUCAGUGUGAAAAAUGUUUUAUUUGGCAACACUGUGAUUGUGUAGGGGCUACAGGUAAUGAGGAGUAUUAUGUUUGUGAAAAAUGUGACGGACGGACGUAUGAUAAGGAAAUCAAGUUAGUGCCCCAACCAACAGACGGAGAUAGUGAAAACGAUUAUUAUAUGACGUUAUUACGAGAUGAUCUCCAGGUGGCGAUAGGAGAAUGUGUUUAUAUUUUACGUGAUUAUAAACGUAACUCUGAUGGUACUCCUGAUAUACGACCUCUCUCAGAUUACACUAAUAUCACCCCUGAUAAACUUGACAUCUUUAGAAUUGAACGACUCUGGAAAAAUAAAGCUGGUGAAAGAUUUGCCGAUGGUCAUCCGUUUGUUCGACCUCAUGAAACAUUUCACGAACCAACCCGUAAAUUUUUCCCCAAUGAGUUAUUUCGACUACCUACUCUAGAGAUAGUACCAGUGGAAGUUAUGGUGGGGACAUGCUGUGUUAUGGAUCUAUAUACCUACUGUAAAGGUCGACCCAAGCUAGUAAAAGAAAAAGAUAUUUAUAUUUGUGAAUAUCGUGUUGAUAAAACAGCUCAUCUCUUUUAUAAAGUUGUUAAAAAUUGGUAUCCUAUCAACACCAAAUCUUACUGUUUCAAUACUUUUAAAGAAAAACUUAAUGCUAAAAGAACUUAUUCUCCCCAUCAGGUUCCUGAAGAAUAUUUAAGACGAACAGAUAAACAAAGUUCCACGUCGAAAUCUUCAACUGAUAAUUCUAGUAAAAAUACAGAUAAAAAUAAAACAGAGGAUAAAAAUAGUAAAAAAUCUAAUAAAACAACUAAAAUAAAGAAAAGAUUAUCAGUAAGUUUUAGUUUGUAG